GUAGAUAAGGUGUGCAUCGUUCUGAGGUGAAAUGAGUAGUUGUUGGGUUCCUCCACCUUGGGCAUGUUCAAGCAUGGCCGAAGUGAAGCAACAGCAUUCCCUCCUCCUCCGUUUGGGACUCUCCACGAACAACCACGCCAUGUCUCGCAUCUUCACCUUCUGCUCCCUCUCCAAGCACGGAGACAUCAACUACGCCCUCAAACUCUUCACCACUCUUCCCAACCCAGACACCUUCCUCUAUAACACUCUCUUCAAAGCCUUCUUCUCCCUCUCCCAAACCCCUUCCCUUUCCCUCCUCUUCUACUCCCACAUGUUACAACAUUGCGUCACGCCCAACGCUUUCACCUUCCCCUCUCUCAUAAGGGCAUGUAAACUUGAGGAAGAAGCAAAACAGCUUCAUGCACACGUUCUUAAAUUCGGGUUUGGAGGGGACACCUACGCUCUCAACAACUUGAUUCACGUGUAUUUCGCUUUUGGUUCCUUGGAUGAUGCUAGGAGAGUGUUUUGUACCAUGUCUGAUCCUAAUGUCGUAUCUUGGACUAGUCUUGUUUCCGGGUACUCUCAGUGGGGACUCGUUGACGAGGCUUUUCGCGUUUUUGAGCUCAUGCCUUGCAAGAAGAAUUCUGUUUCUUGGAACGCCAUGAUUGCUUGUUUUGUCAAGGGAAACCGAUUUCGCGAGGCGUUUGCUUUGUUUCGAAGGAUGAGGGUGGAGAAGAAGAUGGAGUUGGAUAGGUUUGUGGCUGCCACAAUGCUCUCUGCUUGCACGGGAGUGGGAGCUCUAGAGCAAGGGAUGUGGAUACAUAAAUAUGUUGAGAAAACUGGGAUUGUCUUGGAUUCAAAACUUGCCACAACUAUUAUCGAUAUGUAUUGCAAGUGUGGUUGUUUGGACAAGGCGUUUCAUGUGUUUUGUGGGUUGAAAGUAAAAAGAGUUUCUUCAUGGAAUUGCAUGAUCGGGGGGUUUGCAAUGCAUGGCAAAGGAGAGGAUGCUAUUAGGCUUUUUAAGGAGAUGGAGGAAGAAGCAAUGGUUGCGCCUGACAGCAUCACUUUUGUGAACGUUCUCACAGCUUGUGCUCAUUCAGGUUUGGUUGAGGAAGGGUGGUAUUACUUUCGUUACAUGGUUGAUGUUCAUGGCAUUGAUCCCACCAAGGAGCAUUAUGGUUGCAUGGUUGAUUUGCUUGCUAGAGCUGGAAGGCUAGAGGAAGCGAAAAAGGUCAUAGAUGAGAUGCCUAUGAGUCCUGAUGCUGCUGUCUUGGGUGCCCUUCUUGGAGCUUGUAGAAUUCAUGGGAAUUUGGAAUUGGGGGAGGAGGUUGGUAAUAGAGUGAUUGAACUAGAUCCUGAAAAUAGUGGACGUUAUGUGAUACUAGGUAAUAUGUAUGCUAGUUGUGGAAAAUGGGAACAAGUUGCUGGUGUGAGGAAAUUGAUGGAUGAUAGGGGAGUGAAGAAGGAACCAGGAUUUUCAAUGAUUGAAAUGGAGGGUGUAGUGAAUGAAUUUGUUGCCGGGGGGAGGGAUCAUCCCCUGGCUGAGGCUAUAUAUGCCAAGAUUUAUGAGAUGUUGGAAUCAAUUAGGGUGGUUGGUUAUGUUCCUGAUACUGAUGGUGUGUUGCAUGAUCUUGUUGAGGAGGAAAGGGAGAAUCCCCUGUUCUACCAUAGUGAAAAACUUGCAAUUGCUUAUGGUUUGUUGAAGACCAAACGAGGAGAGACCCUUCGUGUCACCAAGAAUCUGAGGGUUUGUAAAGAUUGUCACCAAGCAAGUAAAAUGAUCUCCAAGGUUUAUGAUUGUGAUAUAAUAAUAAGGGAUAGGAGCCGUUUCCACCAUUUUAGUAAUGGAGAGUGUUCUUGUAAAGACUACUGGUAACUACUACUGUUGUGAUGAGUUACCAUUUUUUUAUUCGUUUAAGUUAAAAUGUAUAAAUCCUAUAUAUCUAAUGUGAAUCUAAAAGCAGCAUGCUUUAACAUAUA
Messenger RNA from Glycine soja, 1959 nucleotides. Its product is annotated as pentatricopeptide repeat-containing protein At5g66520-like. The coding region runs from base 32 to 1855 and encodes 607 amino acids. The transcript has a single exon. Gene Ontology annotation, biological process: RNA modification. The record is from RefSeq and is a predicted model, not a curated record. Lineage: Eukaryota; Viridiplantae; Streptophyta; Magnoliopsida; Fabales; Fabaceae. Gene Ontology annotation, molecular function: protein binding; RNA binding; zinc ion binding.